CUCUCUCUCUCUCUCUUCUCUCUCUGGAAUAAAAGCCCUGAAAUCUCGGUCUCAGAAACUUACUGCAACAACUCCGAAUCUUUUCUUCAAUCCUCCAUUAACACACAAUCUAUACACACAAAUAUAUAUUUAUAUUUUAAUCAAAUAUACAAGUAUUUAUUCUCGUAUAUAUUGCAAUCUGUGCUUUCCCGGUGACAAUCGUUUGACGGAGAUUUGAUUUGAUUCCUUUAAUUACAGCUUAAUUCGAUUCCUGAAAGUUGUAGUUGAAAUUUAUGAGUGUUGAAAAACUUAGGGUUACUUGGAUGCGGAUUAGUAUUAUUUAUCUUAUUAUCGUAUAAAUGCUUUUGGAAGGAGAUCUAGGGUUUGUCUACAGAGUGGUGGCUGCGGCUCUGGUGGUUCUGUUUGCCCCUGUGGGCUGGUUGGUGGUCCGCUGGAAAUGGCGGCACACAUUGUCCAGGAAGGAGGAGAUCAGGAGACUUCUGGCCUUGGCUUCCGAUGAGGCAGCUAGAGCUGAGUUUGAGGCUGCCGCUGGCUACAGCUAUGGCUCUCCCGUGAUGGCCGAGCCUGAGGAGAAGACGGCGGUUUCUAUGUCAGGAUCAUCGCCCGUGUGGCAAUCCCAGUAUCAGUGUGAAGUGUGCUUUUCCCCAACUACAACGCGCUGCAAGCAGUGUAAAGCUGUUCGUUACUGCUCUGGAAAAUGUCAAAUAAUCCAUUGGCGACAAGGUCACAAGGAUGAGUGCCGUCCGUGUAAUAUCACUCACCGGAACAUUGACGUGGGAGUCCAUUCUUGUCUUAAGGAGUUUAAGCAAGAUGAGGUUGAAAGUAGUGGCAAUGUUAUCAGGAGUCGAGGAAAGAAUCUUACAGAACCUGUUGACUUGUCUUUUGGAGAAUCUACAUUUAUAAAAUCCAGUCUUCGUGAAGUGCCUAAUGGAAAAGAUGGUACUGAAGUUGAGAAUGUUGUUGAUGAGAAACAAAAAGACGUAACUUUGAUGUCAUCAGUUCACUCACUUCCUGAUGAAUGUUCACCAUCCUCUGUUUUGGGGGAAUUGUCUGUCGCUUCAGGUGGAAAGUCAAAUGACUCUUGUAGAUAUGACAGGAAGACUACCUGCGCUAACUUGGAGAGGAGACUCUCAUUGGAGCAACCUAUUGUGUCCGGUUUUACAGAUGAUUUUGCUAUAAGUAAACCAAACCAGUUCAAGAUUAGCUCUAUUGAUUUACAUAAUUGCAGUGAAUCAUCAACUUUAUCGGGUUGGACUGGCACUGGCUCGGAAGAGCACUCACUUUCUCAACCUUCUACGCCCUCUUCUGGUUUUUGGGAGGGAUCAAUUGACCCACCUUCAUCCAAGAUUGAUUCACUUGAUGAAUGUGGUGAUGUUAACGUACCAGAUUCUAUUCCUUCUGGAUGCUUUUCUACUGCAGCUAGAAUUAAUGUUUAUCCUGUGGAAGGACCAAGUUCUGAAGCAAAUAGAAAUAUGAUCGGUGAUCCUCAUCCAGCUACAUCAUUGUCCAAAAAGUUGACAGAUGAGGCUCCAAUAUCAAAAGAAGCAAGUCCAUAUGGUCUGGAGUCUAGAAUACCACCAUUAAUCAGUUCAAAAACGUCUAAUGGCAAUGAUGUUCUGAAUAUACCCACUAAAUGUACUUCAAAGUUGAGCAUCUCAUCUAAUGCUUAUUUUGGUACUACAGCAUCCAGCUCUGAUAAAAAUUUGCCAAAUAGAGAUGUUACAAGAGAUAGUGGUUUGCAAUCGUCGACACAUGAUAUGUUAAAUAGUAGGGUUGACAACACAAGCAGUGUUUCGCAGGCUCUGAAAUUUCAUGAAGUUGAUUUUCUGACAUCUAAAGUUGCUGGAGCACAUUUCUUUUCUGGCACCAGGAAGCUUAAUGUUCCUAAAGUGCAGUCCAUGAAGAUUGACAGCACUCAUGGGGUUGAUGCUUGUUCCUCACAGUGUGGUUGCCAUUCAGAAAAUGCUAGGAUUGACUCAAAUAAAUCAGCAAGGACUUUGGACCCACUCAGAGAUUCUAAGUUGAUGUGGCAUAGCUCGUUAGGCUCUCAAAGUGAUGUUAUGGGAAGAUUCAAGGGGCUGUUUCCUUAUGACCUCUUUGUGAAUCUUUACAAUUGGAAUAAGGUUGAAUUACAUCCAUGUGGACUCAUAAAUUGUGGAAACAGCUGUUAUGCAAAUGCUGUGCUUCAAUGUUUGGCAUUCACACCACCCCUCACAGCUUAUUUUCUCCAAGGACUUCAUUCAAAAGCAUGUGGAAAAAAAGAAUGGUGCUUCACUUGUGAGUUUGAAUCUCUUGUUUCAAAGGCCAGGGAAGGUCUUUCUCCUCUCUCACCUGUUAGGAUAAUAUCUAAGUUACAGAACAUAGGAAGUCAGCUGGCGAAUGGGAGGGAAGAAGAUGCUCAUGAAUUUCUUAGAUGUGCAAUCGAAUCCAUGCAAUUUGUCUGUCUGAAGGAAUCUGGGAUCAAGGAGCCAAGCCCCUUGGAUGAAGAAACAACUCUCAUGGGGCUUACUUUUGGGGGUUACCUCCGAUCAAAGAUUGAGUGCAUGAGGUGCAGAGGCAAAUCUGAGAGGCACGACAGAAUGAUGGAUCUUACUGUUGAGAUAGGAGGAGAUAUAGGAACCCUUGAAGAGGCCAUAGAGCAAUUCACUCAUACCGAGACUUUAGACGGUGAAAAUAAGUACAACUGCAGCAGAUGUAGAUCAUAUGAGAAGGCCAAAAAGAAGUUGAGAGUACUGGAGGCCCCUAAUGUCCUCACUGUUGCUCUAAAGAGAUUUCAGGCCAACAAAUUUGGGAAGCUGAAUAAGAGAAUUAACUUUCCAGAAAUUCUGAAUAUGGCCCCGUAUAUGAGCGGGACAAGUGACAAAUCCCCAAUUUACCAGCUUUAUGGAGUAGUAGUGCACUUGGAUGUUAUGAAUGCAACGUUCACUGGUCACUACGUGUCUUACAUAAAGAAUAACCAGGGAAGGUGGUUUAAAGCUGAUGAUAGCACCGUGCAAGUGGUGGAACUUGAAACGGUUUUGACGGAAGACGCAUACAUGCUUCUCUAUGCAAGGUGUUCACCACGCGCCCCAAGACUAAUAAGGAGUUCAAUAGCUCCGCUUGAUACAAGAAAAGCAAAACAUCCAACUUGUAAGUCAAGAGCUCACUCAGCAGAUCGACGGGAUGUUUCUACGGGGGAAUUGAAUGUUCAGACCUGCAAUGACUUUCCUUGCACAAGUUUCCAGCCAAUUCGGACAAUUUUAGAAGAGGACCGUUGGAGCGAGAAUUCGUCUUUCUUCUCCGAAGUUGGUUCUUACAGUACAGACAGCACCAACCUGGAAUCAACAAGCACUGAUGACAAUUUUGAUCAAAUAUUUGGCGAUGCUGGAAUCUUUUGGAAUAGAUCAUCGAGGAAUUCCACAGAUUCUGACACAGCUUCGUCGUCAUCCUUUCCAUCUCCAUUGCAUUCAAGGCAUUCCCCAAUUGCUGAUUUUGACUGCAGCUCUUCUCGAAAUUCCGAGACAUGUUGCCCUUUUCCAGAAUCAACUGUGGAUCAUCAUGAUUUUUGGGCAGGUGACGGGAGAGGAUCUCUUUCGUGUCGUAAACAGUGUAGAAAUUUAGUCGAUAGUAGUAGUAGUAGUUGUAGGGAGCGCGGCUCCAAUAGAUUAGGACGGAAUUAUGAUAACGCUAAAUGUAGCUGUGCAUCUUGUUCAAGAAGAUCCACGAGGGAGAGAGUUGAUUGAACUUUUUGUUAUAAAAUAUAUGGUAGAGAUGGGAAUAAUGAGUGAGAACGGAGGAUGUCAGGGAGUCUGUAUGUAUGAAAUACACUUGCACUUGCUCCCGUUAUAGAGUAUCGUUUUGCCACCUGACC
Messenger RNA from Olea europaea var. sylvestris, 3850 nucleotides. RefSeq names its product ubiquitin carboxyl-terminal hydrolase 16-like. Gene Ontology annotation, biological process: protein deubiquitination. Lineage: Eukaryota; Viridiplantae; Streptophyta; Magnoliopsida; Lamiales; Oleaceae. Gene Ontology annotation, cellular component: cytosol; nucleus. The coding region runs from base 339 to 3722 and encodes 1127 amino acids. The transcript is spliced from 11 exons. The record is from RefSeq and is a predicted model, not a curated record. Gene Ontology annotation, molecular function: cysteine-type deubiquitinase activity; cysteine-type endopeptidase activity.